Messenger RNA from Diabrotica balteata, 489 nucleotides. NCBI's taxonomy places the organism in Eukaryota, Metazoa, Arthropoda, Insecta, Coleoptera, Chrysomelidae. The record is from the annotation of a GenBank genome assembly.
AAUGAAACUAACUUUAAAAAUAAACAAAUAGCACAUAAAAUAUUCAAAUAUGACCGAAUCGGAAUAUUUGAAUACUGGAAAUAGCACUAAAAAAGAAGUAUUUUUUUAUCAUAACUAUUUAACAGGCCUCAUUAAAGCACUAGAAGGUGAAUACACAUUAAUAGAUUUAAGAAACGAGAGCAGUAUUGCAGGAAGGAUCUCAAAAGUAGAUGGAUAUAUGAAUAUAGAUAUGAAUGAUGUUGUAUUUCGGGAUCCCUUAGGUAACAAAUAUUGUUUUGAACAAUUUUUUGUCCGCCAUAGGAAUAUAAGAUAUGUGCACAUUCCGAAAGAAUUGAAUUCUAUGGAGUUAAUUCAAGAAAAUAUUAGUGGACUGAAAAGGGUUAGGCCAGAUAAGAGUAAAAGAACUUUCAAAGGAAUUAGAGCUUUAAGAUACCAUCAAGAAACUGUGAGGUCUCUUAGUAAAACCAAUUAAUAAAAUCAUUUCAAUUA